AUGGCGCCGACUGAGAUCCCCUUCUCAGGGCUUCUCUUCGACCAGGGCGCUGUCACCCAGGCAGUCAUCGACCAUCCGUAUCCUGGCUCAGGCAAGGCCGACGAUCCCUACGUGAUAACCUGGAUCCCCAAUGAUCCCCGAAACCCGCAACUGUUAUCAGACUCCUUCAAAUGGUUCCUCACGGUCCUCGUCUCGUUGGCUGCACUGGCUGCCGCAUUGGUAUCCUCCGCCUAUUCAGCAUGUCUAGUUGAAAUCAUCGAGUAUUUCCACUUCUCCAAAGAGGUCUCGUAUGUAGGUAUUUCUCUGUACGUGCUCGGGUUUGCCCUGGGCCCCCUCGUCUGGGCACCCCUGAGCGAGAUCUACGGCCGGCGCUGGAUUUACGUUAUCAGCAUGGCGAGCUUCACUGCGUUUACCGCGGGCACGGCCGGUGCGACGAAUACAGAGAGCCUGCUCAUCCUGCGCUUUCUGGCCGGCAGUAUGGGCUCCUCUGGCAUGGCGCUUCCCGGGGGCGUCAUUGCGGAUAUCUUCCCUGCGACCACCCGGGGGCUGGCCAUGGGUAUCUACGCUACAUCCCCGUUUCUAGGCCCGACUCUCGGGCCCAUCAUUGGGGGGUUUAUCUCAGAGAGCAUCGGCUGGCGCUGGGUGCAGGGCGUGCUCGCCAUAUUCGCUGCUGUCCUUGUAACAGGCAUCAUCUUCCUGCUCCCCGAGACAUACGCCCCUGUGCUGCUUCAAGCACGAGCGCAGAGACUUGAGCAAAUCACCGGCAAUUCCUACCGCAGCGCCUCAGACAACAGCAAGAAACCUCUAUACAAAACCCUCGGCACAGCCCUCUCUCGCCCGUGGCUCUUCCUCUUCGGCGAACCCAUCGUCUUCCUCCUCUGCCUCUACGUCGCCAUCAUCUACGGCAUCCUCUACCUGCAAUUCGCCGCCUACCCCAUCGUCUUCCAGCAAGUCCGCGGCUGGUCCGAGGGCAUCGGCGGCCUCUCCUUCCUCGGGAUUCUCGUCGGAAUCCUCGCCGCAACCGCAUACAUGUUCCCCGUCUACUUCCAGUAUAAAAGGAAAACCCUCGCCUCGCCCACCGGCCGUCUCCCCCCAGAAGAACGCCUCCAAAGCGCCUUCAUCGGCGCUAUAGCCCUCCCGAUCGGCCUGUUCUGGUUCGCCUGGACAAACAGCCCCUCUAUCCACUGGAUAUCCUCCAUCGCAGCCGGCGUCCCCUUCGGCUUCGGCAUGCCCCUUGUGUUCCUCCCUGUUUCGAACUACCUGGUCGACACGUACACGAUCUAUGCGGCGUCGGUGUGGGCCGCGAACACGCUGCUCCGGUCGACGUUUGGCGCGGUGUUUCCGCUUUUCACGGGCUAUAUGUUUGAGACUCUGGGUAUUCACUGGGGCGCGUCUGUGCCGGCGUUUUUGGCGCUGGCUUGUGCGCCGAUACCGUUCUUGUUUUAUUGCUUUGGGGAGAGGAUUAGGAGGAGGUCGAAGCGUGCGAGUGAGGCUGAGGAGUUUAUGCAGUGCUUGCUGGGGGCGCAGCAGCAGAAAAAAGAACAAAAGAAGGAGAGUGGCAAGGAGUCUGUCUAG
Molecule: messenger RNA, 1575 nt
Organism: Aspergillus puulaauensis
Lineage: Eukaryota; Fungi; Ascomycota; Eurotiomycetes; Eurotiales; Aspergillaceae
Product: MFS transporter
Exons: 1
Coding region: 1-1575 (524 amino acids)
Biological process (GO): transmembrane transport
Molecular function (GO): transmembrane transporter activity
Source: RefSeq, a predicted model, not a curated record